UAUUGAACAAAACGGCAGCAUGGCGGAACUCGUGCGGGACGAAGCGGGGCUGGCAAGAACUUCGUUGCGGCAAAACCGUCUUCCUAAUCCAAGCUGGCUUGAUAAAUAGAUACCAAUUCCUAAGAUGUACAGCUCUAACUUAUUGGGGCUGACAGCGCGGCUGUAUUAAGGGCAAAUGCUCGCGCUCGUAGCCCACGCGUCUGCGAGGCUUCUGACAGGUACAUAUGUGCCCACAUUAGAGCCAUUUAUACGUUAACCAAUCUAAUUUGACCAGCGGUAUUUGACCAGCAGUAUUUGACCAGCGGUAUUGUCUGCUCUAAGAUCGGCAUCUAACACGUCUUUCUUGCAGCUGAGGACGAAUUCAUGGCAUAUGUUUGAGUUUGUUCAACCUGUUGCUAUCACAGUUACCUUCGCUGUCGCGGUUCCCUGACUCGAGUCGGAUGACGGAUCUACGUCGCCGGGGCCACUUCCUUCUUGUGUACAGUGACUUUGUAUAACUGAUGGCUUGAAUACUGGCUGCGUGUAGUCGGCGGGGGCCGGAAACGUCUUGGUAGACAGAAUGAACGAGGCGCUGGACUUUGGGAUCGGCGACUCGCAGUAUGUCUUCACGGAUUUAGAGCUCAACGAGCUGCUGGGCGUGAUAGAGCGCAAAGCAGCCGGCGAGGCCGAGCCUGACGCUCUCGAUUUCCUGCGCGCCACUGACGGCAAUGGACUUGCUCUUCAGUUCCAACCGCGUUCUCAAAAGGACAACGGCAGUGGGUGCAGCCUCGAGCAGAGCGCGGUUGCAGCAGCGGUCAAGCUGGAGGAUAGCGCGCUGUCAUCGGCACUGGCGUCACCGGUAGACACACCCGCACUCACCGGCGUCGCCGACCCAGCGUCCCUCUACGGUAGCGGUGCAGAGAUAUCGAUCAUGCCCAUGCCUCACGCCGCCGCUGCUUCCGCUCCGACGUCACUUCACGCCUACACCCUGCCGGGCACCGCGGGGCACGCGGCGCUUGUUGGCAGCUCGCCGGCGCUAGUGAGCACCCUUGUCGCCGCCGCCACUGCCGCACAGCAGGCGCAACACAAUGCGCAACUGGCGGCAGCCGCGGCCGGCUGCCUGCACGUGCACGCCCCACUCCAGCUGGCGCGCUUCGCAUCGGUUCCGGCACCGCCGGGCAAAGCCAUGUCCAUGUCCAUGUCCAUGGCUGAGCCCAAGGGCCAGAUCAGCCACUCCACGGUGGAGAAGCAGCGCCGCGACCGCAUCAACUCACUGAUUGACGAGCUGCGCGAGCUUGUGCCGCCGCAGCAGCGUGGUGGAGCCAACGGUGCCGCCGCCGCCGCCGCCAACGACGCGGGAGGCCUGGAAGCUCGGCGGCCCAAGCACGUUGUACUGGCAGACACCAUCCAACUGCUCAAGCACCUGCAGCUCAAGCUAUCAAUGGGCGCGCUGGAAGUGGGCGGCGCCACCAAUGGCUGCUACGUCAACGGGAAUGGCGGCUACUGCAAUGGAGGCGGCGGCGGCGGCAGCGGCGGCGCCGUCGGGCGGCUGGGCAGUGGCUUCAACGGGGAGGAGGACACGGCCAACUCGGAGGGCAAGGCCAGCAAGGGAUCCUCCAGUCACGAGGAGAUGGAGGUCGGCGGCGCUCCUCAGAUGCCACACAUCCCCUGCCAGAUGACGCAGAUGUCGGGCGUGACGGUGGAGCGCGGCCCCGACUGCUACUACGUGCAGGUCAAGUGCCGCGACCGCAAGGGGCUGCUGUCCGACAUCAUCAACGCCCUGAGACAGCUGCCACUGGAGAUCCGCACCGCCGCCGUGACCACCACCAACGGCACGGUGCGUGACGUGUUUGAGGUGAAGUUGGACGACCCCGGGCUCAGCCCCGAGGACGUCCAGAACCUGGUGCACGACGCCCUGUUCCAGAGCCACCUGUUGGCGGCGCAGAGCGAGAGCCUGGCCGCAGCCGGCAAGCGGCCUCGCGCCUAGCCGCCGCAAGGUGCGGAAAGGUGGCCGGAGCAUGUUGCAAAACGGAAUGCUAGCGCUGCCAAAGUACAGCUCGUUACUGAUCGACAAGCUUGAUAGCGCUGAGCGCGGUCGCCGGCGGAUGCAGUAGCAAGGCGUACUGCUGGGCGUCGUUGUCGCGUCGUGGACCCCGUUUCGAGGCCUGCUGGCGGGAGAGGGCAAUGCCAGCAGCUGAUCUGAACGGCUUGCGCGGCGGUCCAAGAGCAUUUGCAGGGGCGUGAGCGAGCGGACUUCCGAAGAAUAGAGGGGGGAGCUGUUUAGGGGUCAGGGCCUUCGUGCAUUGCUGGGCAAGUUGCGGAGGGAGUACAGAGGAGCAGAGCGGAGCUGACAGCAAGGGUCUGCAUUUCCUUAGGUCCUGGCUUUUUGCAAAGCUGUGAGUGUGCGGCUCAAUUGCCUGCUGUUGUCGAUGGUUGGUAGCACUGCUGAGGCUGAGCCGGGGUGGGCCGGGCGGGGUUCACGCGUACGGCAUAGCUCGAGAGCGCAAACAACAUCCGUCGGCUCUCUUCAGGGUGUUCAAAACCGGAGCUUACAACGAAGUACCAUAAUGGCUUUGGUGCGGCUUGAUUUGCCAUCAUGGUAGGUAGCUCAAAAUGCCAUGGCUUGCACGCCUCUUGGCUUCGCAACAAAGUACGUAAACAAUUUUGAGAGGACUCUCCGGUAGUUAGAUGGAUGCGCUCGUAGGGUACCUCACAAAGUCAGAUACACGGCCUUCUGGACGUUGGGCUGUGGGAGCCUCCCACAAACGUUUUGCUAUGAUGAGGUCAGGCAACCGAUCUAAUCGCUGUGCACAAUCCCAGCUGCCAGGCAAGCCUAGUGGCUUUGUUGCGCGGCAGUUUAUGUCUGCAGGCAAGGGCGUGGCGUUUUGGUUAUGAGGGGCGGCGCGGACGUUGAUCGAACUUGCAUUGCCCACACGAUGGCGGGGGGAAGUGGGGCUACAUGACCACACGGAGCGAGCUUUGGACAACAUCAUCGCUUACUGGACAGAGGCGCGCGGACAUAUUACGCAUAGCUUGGCCGCAAGGGCAGGUUGCUUCAAUGCAGGUUUUGAAGGUGGUGGGAGUCCGCACAUAAUUCGCGUUACUCCUAUGCAUCUGUCUGUAGUGUGGCCUCACCAUGUGUCUGUAGUGUGGCCUCACCACAAUUGUGCCCUGCUGUGUGCUGGUAAGUGCAUGCUGCGCGUGCCCGCUGCGCGUUCGCUCUAGGUCUUGAUUUCUGUGCUCUCUGGCGGUUGUGUGCAUGAAACAAUUUAACUGUUAGCAACUCAUACACGAGCGUGCCGUUCACAGUCGUUUCGUAAUGUUCAUGUUGUGUGUGGUGGCUGAACACACGGACAGCCAGUGGAGGCUGUCUGUUUAUUGAUCCUGUUGCCGCAGCAGCGCCGCGCAGCGGCGCGCGCCCGCGAGGCAGCAGCGGCGCGCACCCAGGCAUAAUGAACGGGGUGCGCUGCGGUCUUGGCGUGUUUACUCUCAAUUGAGUUUGAAAGUUUGUCGAUAGGUGUUGUCGACUCGCAGUGGGCAAGGAGCAGAUUGGAGGCGUAGAGUCUAGGCCACAUGAGCUAAGCGCGCCUGCGGUUGAGCAGGUGCAGAACUGGUUACGCAAACAUAAUACUCUUCCUUAAUAGCGGAUAUACGCGAACAGUUGCCGGCUUACCGGAUGCAGCGGCCAAGCAAUCAGGGGGGGCGUUCAGUACGCUGGUGUGGGGCCAACGACAUGGCGGCGCACAAUGCGCCUGCUCAUUUCCUUGGGUCUUGGCUGAAAGCCGGCUUUCAGCAAAGCUGCGAGUGUGCGGCUCAUCAAUUGCCUGCUGUUGUGGAUGGUUGCGUAUGGUUGGUAGCACUGCUGAGGCCGAGCCGGGGUGGGCCACGCGUGUGGGCGUGUGCGCCGUCUCCGGAAGCAUUGCCACAAAUGCUGCGAAGUCGAGAAGAGAACGGGCACAAUUGGGAGGCAGCAGAUCGCUGGUAUUGUGCCCGAAGGAUCUGCGCUUAGGUUGUGAAACCUGUGUUUCCAUGCAUUGCGUCGUGUUACACGUUAUAGAUGGCGGCCGCCGCCGGAGACGUAGGUGAUGGGUACCUGCGAGCAAGGAACUGCAGUCUUCAUGUGGGGUUGGGAGGGCAAGCCCGUACCGCCGGAAAGACGGAAACCUUGGUUGAUGACUGCUGAUGACGACAUAGCUGGGGAGGGACACAUACGAGGGCUAGAAUUGGGCGCAUGACUGCCACACACGCCAUCAAACGAAGCGCACUGUCACGCCUAUGUCUGUGUUUGCGGCUCAGAAUGAUUUGGGCAUGGGAAUUGUGCGGGAGGUUGGCGAGAUGGAAUGCAGGGCCUGUUGUAUCAGGGCUUGAAGCGCGGGCAGCGUAUGCAUGCAGAUGCGUGACGCAGGGGGCGCAGCCAAUGAUUCCGGCUUCGCACCCAUUGAUAGCGCAGUGCAUCUCGCAUUUGCUGUUCAGUGCACGUCAAGCGCAGCUUCUUACUAAUAUAGUAGCACGGUAAGGGAUGAUUUGACGGGAUGUGGCCACGGAUGCGUGAGGUGUUGACUGGUGCAAGCUUCAGGGAUUCAUAAGCGGAGGCUGUCGGUUACGGCUAUGAUGGCAAUCCGUGGAGGGUUCAGUGCGUGGAUGUCUGUGAAGGUGCAAGUGAUAUUUGUAUUUAUUUGGACGGGUAGUAUCUCCUCCCGACAAGGAGUUUGGUCAGGUAUGGGCGUGGUCAUACGUGCGCCUUACUAGCUAGCUAUGAAGUCCGAACUGAGGGGGCGUAAAGCAGUAUGUUAAAUAUUACCCCUUGUAACACACGCGUGAC
Molecule: messenger RNA, 4801 nt
Organism: Chlamydomonas reinhardtii
Lineage: Eukaryota; Viridiplantae; Chlorophyta; Chlorophyceae; Chlamydomonadales; Chlamydomonadaceae
Exons: 9
Coding region: 560-1966 (468 amino acids)
Biological process (GO): regulation of DNA-templated transcription
Molecular function (GO): protein dimerization activity; DNA-binding transcription factor activity
Source: RefSeq, a predicted model, not a curated record